UGUCUACAUAUCAUUGGAUGUAUCAUUUUGACGAAAUUGCAAUAUUUUACAGUCUGUGACAAAAACUAUUUUCUUUUGAAGACAUUUUGGUUUUUUCUGUGACUGUAAUGUUUUAUCAUGGCUGUCUUUUGUCCAUCUUAAGCAGCCACAUGAUGUUCAUUAUGUCUGGAAACCCUAAUAAAAUCAAAACAUAUCGUAAGGCCACACAAAGAUCGCCAUUAUAAGUUGUGAGUUUCCUGGCAAUUUCCAGCCCUAAACAACAAUGCAACACAAAAAAACAUUUCUGACUGUAGCAAAUCUACUGGGAUAUGAACACUGCCUAUUGAUUCAGUCAAACGGUUGAAACCCUCCACUUCUGUUUCUGUAAAAAGCUACACAGCACACCGCCUCCUUCUCACGCUCACCCAGCAGGAAGUGUUCUCGGCUCUACAGAGAAACCAAGUGUUUUGUGGGCCUUCCCCAGCCAAUUGUCACUCAGGCCCCAUGCACCACAAAAGGAGAUGUGAUCAGGUGGACGUGUGCAGAGCCUGUGUUAACAGGAAACGCUUUAAGACCACACCGAUGUGCGCAUAGACGUUCACCGAGCCUCUCCUGCCUCGUCAGACGCUCUCAUCCUUGGUCUUCUCCACGGGACAAGACAGUCGUGUGUUUCUGGUGCCUGUAAUUGAAGCCGCUCGCCGGGCCGCUGAGCUCCAGUCCUAUCUGAAGGAGCACACCCUGUCGGCGGGAAGCCCAGCCCAUCCCUCCUCCCUCCCUUCCCUGACAGGGAGCAGUGAGCCGCAGUCAGAAUGGAUGACACCACAUCCACGGUCUCCUCUGAGAAACGCGUGGCAACCGGCACCUGCGCGGCGAGGCGGCAGCACCCGGGUGACGAGGAAGCCGUGGGCUGGGACAUUGGAACAGGAAGCGCCGGCUGGAACCCACGCGGUGCCGACGGCGCUGCGACCGACCUCCCCGUUGUCACGCAGCCCGGCCUGGGGGUGACCACCACCACGGUGACUACCAUCACCCAGACGGGAGGGGACUGGAGCAGCGGCCUCUUCGACGUGUUCGGGGACCGGACCACAUGUCUGCUGGGUGCCUUUGUGCCCUGCUGCCUGGACCUAGCGCUGGCCCACCAGUAUGGAGAGUGUCUGUGCCUGCCUCUGCUCCCCGGCUCCACGCUGGCCAUGCGGGUGGGCAUCCGGGAGAGGUACAAGAUACGGGGCAGCAUCUGUGAGGACUGGACCACAGUGUACUGCUGCUACCCCCUGGCCGUCUGUCAGAUGAUCCGAGAGACGAAGAGGAGGAUGAAGAGCCAGACUUACCAGGUGUCUACUGCGCUGCAGUGCUCCUGACAGCAUGGCGUGUCCUGUCACAGGUGUUUGGGGUGGCAAUCGUAAGCACCUGUGGAGGGGGGAGGGUUCAUCAUGCUACGGGUCCCCGUUAGGUUCAAACCUGCUACGGGGGCCCAUUAAGUUCCGUCCUAGGGUUUUUUGAGGUCAUUUCUGUUGUGUGCCUGGAUAUGCAAAAUAAACAACUUGUAAGGAA
Messenger RNA from Esox lucius (northern pike), 1530 nucleotides. It is a transcript of the gene plac8l1, whose product is annotated as PLAC8 like 1. NCBI's taxonomy places the organism in Eukaryota, Metazoa, Chordata, Actinopteri, Esociformes, Esocidae. The transcript has 5 exons. The record is from RefSeq and is a predicted model, not a curated record. The coding region runs from base 789 to 1337 and encodes 182 amino acids.